UAGCUAGAUAGAUAGAUAGAUAGAUGAUAGAUAGAUAGAUAGAUAGAUAGAUAGAUAGAUAGAUAGAUAGAUAGAUAGAUAGAUAGAUAGAUAGAUAGAUAGAUAGGUUAUCACAAAUGUAUGGUAAGUAAUCCUAUUAAAUAAAAAAGAAAAUACAUACAUAAAUGGUAACCGAUCCCAAAUGUAUGUUUAUUAAAUAAACAAAUAUAUACAUUUUAUCCUGGAAAUCAACAGUCAUGCUGCCCUAGUUCUUUUUAAAACAUGAUUUGCAUGGCUUGUUUUUCCAUGAAGGUAACGCCUACUCACAGUAUAGUACUAAUUCACUGGAAGUACCUGAGAGCAGCAUUCACCUUCUUUAGAAAGAUGAUACUUUAACAUCUACCAUGGACCAGAACGCUUCUGUAAACGUGACUCUGGAAUCUGGAAUGUGCCUACAUGGAAAAACAGUGGAGCUGUACAUGUACCCGACGGCUUACUCGGUGUUUUUCAUCAUUGGAUUUCCAGCAAACUGUCUGUCUCUGUACGUGGCCUGGGUUCUGAUGAAGAAGGGCAAUAAUUUGGCUGUUUAUCUGAUUAAUUUGUCAGUCGGAGAUCUACUGUAUAUCCUAACUCUACCUGUUUGGAUCAUGAUGGCACUCGGCCAUGCGGUGAACGGCAGUCUGUGCAGCACUAUAGCGGUGGUAAUGUUCAACAGCUUCUACGUGGGUUCAGGCUUUCUGUGCUGCAUCUCUGUGGACCGAUAUUUAGCCAUCGUGUUUCCGCUGCAUUUCACAUGUGUGCGAGAGGUCAGAACCACUGUGUUGGUGAGCGCCAUCGUAUGGAUGGUGGAAAUUGUGCUUCAUGUGGGUCUUCUAACCUACACGGAGGCGAUCGGGAACUUUUCUGCCAGCCGUAUGUGCGAGGAGCCGAUGAUAAUGACCGCCGCCGCCGCAAACGUGGCCAUCACACGCGCAGUCCUGGGAUUUCUGGUUCCUGUGCUCACUAUGAGCUUCUGCUUCGAGGAGAUCAUCAGGGCGCUGAAGAAAAGCACCUCUACUGUGGUCAGCGAACGGAGAAAGAUUUGCUGCCUUCUCUUCUCUCUCCUUUUCACCUACUUGUUGGCUUUUACACCUUUCCAGGUGGUGAUGUUCAUCAGAGGACUGCUGGAGCCUGGAAACUGCAGCGUCGCGCACAAUCUCAGAGACUAUUACAUGGUGUUUGUGGCCACAACGACAAUAAACAGCAUUUUAGACCCCAUCCUUUAUUGUCUCAUAAGUGACAGUGCCAAAACUGAAAUGAAAAGACUUUUUAAGCUCUGUGAGGGUAAAUUCAGUAAGAUUUAUUCAUCUGUGGUGAAAACCUGACAUUCUGAAUGUACUGCUUAAUGUCUUGACAGACUCAUUUGUUAUUAACAGACUGAA
Molecule: messenger RNA, 1400 nt
Organism: Onychostoma macrolepis
Lineage: Eukaryota; Metazoa; Chordata; Actinopteri; Cypriniformes; Cyprinidae
Product: ovarian cancer G-protein coupled receptor 1-like
Exons: 1
Coding region: 384-1343 (319 amino acids)
Biological process (GO): G protein-coupled receptor signaling pathway
Cellular component (GO): membrane
Molecular function (GO): G protein-coupled receptor activity
Source: RefSeq, a predicted model, not a curated record